AUGAGGGAACGAACACUCAACACCCCAUUAUCCGAGCGAAUACUUGGGCGUCAUUCUUCCUCCACGUUCAACCGAACGCCAGUCGCUACAACAACGGCGACGACGCCCGCUACCAACAGCAAUCCGACAACAGGCAUCGUUAUGAGACCAACAGAAGCGCAGCUACGUUGGGCGCAGUUCCAUCACAAGCGGCAGGCGGAGCAGGUACGAAUUCGGACGCAACAGCUGUGGCAGAGGCCGGAAACCGUUUCGGAUGUGUCCGACGCUCUCCCAGAGGACGGCGCCAGCAGCACCAGUGACAGUGGUGUGCACAUGGUCGAUAACGACAGAACGUUGGGGAUAGAAGCGCCAGUGUCUUGCCGUGAAGCACAGAAACCAUGUAUCUCUAGGGGGCGUCGAGCUUUGCUUCGCGUAUCCCGUCGACGCUGGCGAGAACGAAAAAAUCGUAUUUUGAAAGAGGGUUUCCGCUCGGGUAUCAACGAUAAUGACGAAGACGAUGACCAAGCGAGCGAAAGUUCGAAUGACGCAUUGGCGUCGAUUUUUGCGGAAAGGUCUGUUUGGCAUAAAUCUCGUAAACGUCGCCGCCGCCGUCGACAAUCUACUGCCCAAAAGGCGCCGCAUGAUUCGGGACGAUCGCGACGUUUCGAAGAAGCCUUCAACGCCAUGAUGCGAAAUCUCGCCGCACUCCGACCAGACGAAUCAUAUCAUGACAUCGUGACACCAGAAAGGGUUUGGACACGUCCCGAACACCUACCACAGAUGGAAACCAUUGAUGGACGUGAUUAUACUGACUUGAAGUGGGGUAUUAUCAAAUCUUUGCCAAAGCCAAAUCCUAAUCGGAAUUCCUCGGCAACCUCACACCACCCGUUGGAUCGCGGAGCCUCGUGGUUGGUGCAUAUGCCAUCAAGCAUUAGCAAACGUGACUCAUACGCCUCCCGCUUUGCCUCCACUCCGUUCAUUUCCAAAUCCACUUGGAAGAACACGUCUCCCGAGCACAGUGACGAAGAAUGUCUCGGUGAGGAAGAUCGACGUUCACAAAUUUCGGAUAGCUUACAACAGAUUUUGCGAUCGCCGAUGCAAGGAAAGCUCAGCAGUAUAGUCGCUGUCUUACAACAGAAAUUGGUAAAUACGGCUACUUCCGAGCAGACAGCUCGGCCACGGACACCACCCACUAUGAAAUUGUCCCCAUACUUGACAGUGUCAACGCAAACUGUUGGGGAUGCUAGUGAUUAUCCCAAAGGGGCCGGUAGUGGGGGGCCGAAAAGCUUGGAUGUCGACUUCGCCCACGUUGAGCUUGGAGCUGAUCAUGUUACAGAUCAGAAACGUAUGCAAGGAUUCCAGCAGCUGGCAAAUCCGCCACCGUCGUCACCCUCCCGCAAAACAAUUGAAGCCAUUCUACAAACGCUCGAUCCAUAUCUGAAGGAAGAAUUAGAAUCUCAAGAAGUGGGCACUUGCGAGCAUUUGUUGUCACGAUUUUUGGACGAGGUAGGAUUUGAUCCGGACAUCGACGACGUUGGCGAAAUGGAGAAGACCAAAGCAUAUUUGGAAAUUUUCGCUCGGCGAUUUUUGGUGCAAGCGCGUAGCUUUCCAAAGGAGCCGCAACAAAGCUCUACAAAAGUUCAACGUAGUGGCGGAUUAGUGCAACGGUUGGUUUCUCUAAUGGAGCAAGACCUGGCUUUGAAUAGGAAUACUGGAUUGAUUUCAGCUGACGGUAAGUUGCACAAGCCGACCUUUGCGCGACUUAUGCUCAAAUACCUGGAGCAAAUAUACAGUCCUUCUCCGACAGCUUCCUUUCGACCAACGAUGACUCGACAGCGACGUUCCGCGAGAGAAACUUUGUUGACUGCGGUGACGGAUACUGCCUACGAUUUUUUACCCAAGGACGGAAUUUUUGAUACGUUUGCAUUUGAGCACAUUGUGACACGUUAUCUUGCUGAAGCGACUGGGACCCCCGAAGAAGUAGUCUUGGGAGCGCAGGACCUUCAAUCUUUGUCGCAGAGGGUACCAAUUUUCCCGAAAGCUUCUGCUAACCUCGUCGAACGCAUGGUUGCCGCCUUUGAAGGAAUCGAUAUAAACGAAAAACUGACGUCUGAUGAUGGUAAGCUCAACACGGCAUUCUUUGAAAGUAUGAUGAGAAAACUUUUGUCAAACGAAGUGUCAAAGUUAAGCAAAGGACGACGGAACGCUGCUUUAGACACUGCCUUUUCUCUAAAGAUAAGUGGGAACUAUUCGCAGACUGGGCAUGAUAGUCAGCCGAAGGAAAUGGACGUAUCAGGAAAGUACACUCUCCCUUCCGUAGAGGCAAGGCUAAGCUCUAUGACAAUUAAGCGUUCUAACGGGCAUAUUGAUAAGUUGGUCUUACGGGCUAUGAUAGCCCGGUACUUAUCAGCAGUAUGCAACUUGCCGGAGAAUGUUGUUCUUGAAGCAGAAAGUGUACAUACGGAGAUGGACAGAGAAUUUUCGGUGAUCGAUAAUUCCAAAAAUAAGGAAGCGGGAUCAUCAAUGAUAUCAAAUGACUUCGCAAAACGCUUAGUCGAUCAAAUUAAACAGUCCUCAGAAGCUGAGCAACUUGUUUUGGCUAAUGGAGAUCUCAACAAGGCAGUAUUCGAAAUGCUCAUGGCCAGAUACCUGGGUCAGUGUAUUCGGAGGGAGCCUGAAUUCUUUUGCGCUGCCGAAAGCCCUCUAGCGCUGGCCGAGGCGCGAAGGCAUGCUGGGACGCGUAAAUAUCGUCAGAGAGAGGGCGAGUCAGAAGGUGGCAACCACGGUAUUCCAAUGACGUCGUGUAUCACCCAAAGUGUUAUCGUCGCCAUAGAACGAGAAUUGGAGACAACGCCUAUCGUUACUGCUCAAGGCAAGGUCGACUUUGCGACGCUUGAAAUUUUACUGGCACCGACUUUAUCGAGGGCCUUGGCAAGUAACGCUGGUGUCACAGAGAGGCGACAUUUUCUAAGUUGGCUCGACAGUGGCACUUUCGUUAAGAAUAUUGUGCAGGUGAUUAGCAAUUUGUCGAACGAAGUUGAUCUGACUGAAAUUAACGACGUCCGCACACACGAGUUGCUACGGACUACACUUGUCGAGCUGUACCAAGAAAAUCAUCCUAAGAAUACUUCGGCAUACCGAAAUGUUGUAACGCACGAGGCUACAGGUGUUGCCAUUGAAAAGCAUGCCCAUGAGGUUGCACAUGAUAUAUCAAAAUACCUCUUGAAUGCAGGUGGGAACCAAAUGAUGACUAAUAGCGCUGGCAAACUUGAUGUACCAGUAUACGAAGCUUUGCUCUGGCGUUUUAUUGAAGAGCAAGAGUCGAUAGGAAUGGGUAUCAACACAGAUAAUAGCACACCCACCAUUAUUCUCCCAAUAAAGUCGGAAAGUCUGGACGAAACAUCUCCAAAGACUGAAUCAACAACAGAGGACCCUGUGCGGACAGAACAUAUUGGCACUCGCUAUGGUGGCUCCCAUCCUAUUGUUAGAGGAAAUGUGGUUUCUGAGCUUAUCCAUGAUCUACCUACGAUUCAGAAAGAGAUUAAGUCAAAUGAUACCUAUCCCGAUGAUUUUGACCUACUGAAGAGCUCUGCCAAUAGUGGAGUAGGCCAAUUCCUGCAGAGUUUGAGCAAGCGAGUAGGCGAGGACACUGCUAAGUCUAGACAACACAAAAUUGGUGCGGUUGCAGCAUUUCGAAAAACGCGCGAGCAGCGCGUCGCUGAAGAUGACAAAUCUUCGAAAUCCACGUUCCGUAUCCUGCCCGAUGGAAUCAAGCGAGUUGUUCAGAAGUUCCGAGGUGCUUCUGAUUUGCCGCAACUAUACAUCGACGGCGAUGCGGGAGGUAAACCGACCGAAUCAGCAUCUAUGGACGCGGCUUCCUUGUCAGCUCACAGUCGAGCAUCUGACGAACGGUCCGGUGUGUCUCAAUUUCUUUCUGAAAAUGUGAAAAAUCUGACGUCUGCUUUGAUUUUCGAUCGGGAAGCCGGAGGAUCAGUUAUCGAUACCGACGAUGCGAGUACUCAAGCCAGCGAUAUCGGCAAUGAUUCAAAGGCGAUUGCAAAUCUGCUACUGUCCCCGACUCUUUUGACCAAACGACACCAACAAGCUAUUCGUGCGAUUGAGAAUCGGACUUGGGAGCAGGUCGAGUAUCUCCUGAGUGCAAAUCCCUGGUUGGCGGAAAUGACUGAUUUGAAAACAAACCAGUGCCUUCUUCACAAACUGGCACUUUUUGGUGCCGGAGAAGGUCGCAUCAAUAAGACAACAGGGGAGAUGGUUGUGAUUCGGUACCCGAGUGCUCCGGAAGUCCUCAACGUUGAUCUUGUAGAAUUGUUUCCAUCCUCAGUGCACAAAUUUGAUGUGGAUGGAAAUCUUCCACUUCACAUGGCUGCAGCUUCAGCAAAUAUUGCCAUGAUAAACCUACUUGGAGAUAGAUUCCCCAGUGGUGCAUCCGUCAGAAACGAGGAUGGGAUGUUGCCUCUUCAUCUUGCGAUCCAGGCAUGUGCCUCGGAAACAGGAGCCGCCAACAACGGACGAAUCUCUUCGCUAGAAAUCGUCAGGGCAGUCCUCGACUACUUUCCUGCAGCUGUUACAGUCGCGGAUAACGAAGGGAAUUUACCUAUUCACACUGCUGCUAGAGUUAUGUGCGGGCACAACGGAGCGCGCAUCGUGCAUUUACUUUUCGAAGAGGCGGAGCGGCGAUCCCUUAACCCUUCUUCUGCGGCGCCUUUCCGCAAUAAAGCACAAGAAAAGAGGACAGAGAUGAACCCGCCUGAAAGCGAAACUUCGACUCUGUCGGCAACUGAUGCGUCCCACAAUUUCGACAUUGUUGUGCAUUGUAACCUUGUUCGCAACGAAAAUGGCGAAGUGCCACUGCUUGUUGCUGUCAGGGCUGGCGCAGGAUGGGAGGUACUUGAAUCUUUGGUUUAUGGCCCUGGAGGUGACGACGCGGCACAGCAGCAGGACGAUGAUGGUAAUACGUGCCUGCAUUAUCUAGUGGGGUCUCGAUUUAUGGACUCAGCAGGAGCACUAUCUAUGCUAAAAGUUGCUCCGGACGCUGCAUCUGUCACUAAUCGAAAUGGCUUGCUUCCAAUUCAGCUGGCAUGCCAGGAGAUGGUUCCGGAAGAAGUUAUUUUAGCUCUAGCGUUAGUAGAUCUACCAUUUGAAUUGACCAACAAUCAGUCGGCUGAAACCAGAUCCGGUCGAAGCUGGUGGUUCCUGACUUGUGAACUUGACGAUCGCUACGUAAACGUGGUUGAAAGAGUUGUUCAAAUAUGUUCUUACCCUCAAAUUCGACAGUUGUGCUUUUUGGAACAACAAGAACUCGAGGGCCCACUAAUCUCUAACGCCACGCCCCUGUGUCGUCAAGUUCUUUUAAGAUCUCUGCGCUUUCUUGGGCGCUUCGAGUUUCGUGGAGAAUCCUCUGUUUUUUCGGACACAUCACAAGCACUAUCUGUUUUCGAUGCAGUUGAUUUCGGACAUGGUGUAGACUCCAUUGAAGGCGGUCGACCGGUCUUUCUGCACUGCUUUUCUCAUGAGUCGGCUUUUCUGUCGAAGAUCUCUAAUGUGGAGACCUUGAAUCUAGACUUUUCGUUAUUGGAAAAAAUUGAUGUCUUUUUCGUCGGUGAAAAUGGCGAGGAAACACUUACCGGAGAUGUGAUUCAGUACUGCAUUUCUAUCGAGCGGCCAAGCCUUUCUCUGGGCGAAGUUAUCGCAGUACAUGGAGAUGUCUCUAUUGACAAAUGCGCCAAAUACGGCGACAGCUGGAAGCUUGCUGACACCCUUGGAGUUCAACUAAUCGGUCACCAAUUUUUGCCCUCCCGUUUUUCUUCGGUUAGCCCGCCGGAAGCAAUAAAGCAAUCGGGUACACAACCGGACGACUGCGUCACUUUCGAUACCGAUUUACUCGCACAUCCAUCGAUAGAUACCUGGGGGCUAGGAAAGUUGGCAUUCGAGGCGCUUGUAGGAGAAACGAUGGUCAGUGUUGCAACACCGAGGCUUGAUGGAAUGGACGAGGGAGCUCUGAUUCGUAUCCUUAAUUGGAGUGACAGCGAUCUUCAAUCAGUGCGUGAAAAGCUAAGUGCCUCUGCAGUGCUUAAGGAAGGAAUCGAGAUGAUUCUUCAUUGCUUAUCGCACGAUCCCCUAGAUCGCCCUACAAUGGAUGGAGUACUCAGCCAUACAGUGUGGAAAAUACUCCGCCUCAGCAAAAGGCAGCAAAUGGUCAAUGAAUGUUAGUUAUUUGCGGACAGUAAUUACUAGUCAACUUUCUCUCACUCGCGAUGACAACCUGAAUCUACAGAUGUUUUAAUCAUACCUCUAGCACGCUAUUCCAAUGGUCAAAAGAUACUGCCGAAGUCCUUCAAAUCGAUGAUCGCCUUCAUGACAAUGAAUUACAACAACAACCUGAGUCAUCAGCUCUGCAACCGCGAGAUCCCACAUGUCUUUCUCCCUUGCCUCGCGGAGAACUUGAGCACAUUCGUCAGUCAAUUUCGG
Molecule: messenger RNA, 6468 nt
Organism: Phaeodactylum tricornutum CCAP 1055/1
Lineage: Eukaryota; Bacillariophyta; Bacillariophyceae; Surirellales; Neidiaceae
Exons: 6
Coding region: 1-6210 (2069 amino acids)
Biological process (GO): actin filament bundle assembly
Cellular component (GO): cytoplasm
Molecular function (GO): actin filament binding
Source: RefSeq, a predicted model, not a curated record